GAAUUCUGAUUUCCUGAUACUGAGCAGGUUCAUGUUCUGACACCAAUCUGAAUUAUUUACACUUUCUGGCCAUUCAGUUCUCUGAAUACUACAUUACCGAUGAGCCUCAGCUGCACCGUCACCAUGGUUACUGAAUUCAUCCACAGCUGAUUAAGAACUUAAAACUGAAUUCAUUUAAGCUGCAGAUUGUUUUUAGAUAUUUAGCUUCAGUCCUGAUUUUAAUCAAUAAAAUGAUCAAAGAACUUUUUAACAUUUCAUUUCAGCUGCAAUGUUGAAUUUUCAAUGAAACUUUUGUGAGAAGAUGCACAUUUUUAAUGAGUCCAAUAAAACCACAGCAUCACAGCUUCAUAAAAAACACAGUGAAUCAGAUGUGAGAGAAGAAGAAGAGCAGAGUGAAGAGAGAUGAAAUGAAACUGACGACAGAAACACUUUAAACACCUCACAUCACAUCAACAGUCCACAGACUAACGUUAAAGGAAACCGUGUCUGAUUCACUACGUUUCCCAUGAGCCUCAGUUGCUGCAGUCCACCUCAGUGAUCAGAAAUCAGAUGAUACUGAAACAUUUGAUAUAUUUAAAACUAAGAAAGUCAAAUGAUCAAUUAUUGAUUGAUUGAUCAGAUCACAGCUCUCAAAACAGAGUGAAUAAUGUCUGAAACAUGUUUGACUGUUAAUACUGAUCAAUCAGUAAUCAAUAAUGAAGGCCAAUGUUACAGUAAUAAAAGUGUGUUGAUAUAAUUUAGUGACAGAGUGAAGCAGAGGUCAGAGGUCAGAGCAGAUUUAAAGACAAAACACAGACAAGGUUUGAGUUUGAAUUUUAAAUGUUUUUUAAUUGAAACAACAACAACAUGGAUGUGAACAGUUUCUGAGUCUGAGCUUCAUCAGAAUGUCUCUGAUUGAUCUUUAUCAAUCAAAGUGAAAGAUUCACACAGCAACUUCUGUGUUUCCUCCUCAGCUUUCUGUUACUGUAUUAUUUUAUUAGAUUUAUUCACACGUAAUCAGUAUUUAAUCAGAUCUAUACAGUUUGAUAUUUUCAUCUAUAGAAAUGUUAUACUUUAUAAGAUGAUCAUCAUGGAUCCACUGCUGCUCCAUAAAUGACUAGAAAACAGACAUACUUCAGUAAAAGUGCCUCAGAAAUUGUACUUAAGUACUUUGGUAAAUGUACUUAGUUACUUUCCAUUUGAUGCUUUAGGUCUCAGUUACAUUGUUGAUGUGGAUCAGGACUAAACGAGGCCUCGUUCUGACCAAAGUCUGGUUUGUUUUAAUUGUUUUUAUCUCAUUUAAUUUCUCUGAUUUACUCUUUAAGUUUGUUUUGAAAGGUUUUUAUAAAUAAAGUUGAUUGAUUAUUAAUCAGUGUUUGGUUGAUACUCUGAUUGGCUGAUGGAGAUUAAUCUGUUUGUAUAAAUAUAUGACACUAUCUAUCCCGCAGGGCUAGAUAGGGUUAUCACUCGAUAAUUGAUCCAUAAACUUCCUAUAAAUAUUCACCUGGCAGUUUAUUAAUCUGUGGACACAGGAUGAUCCCAGAGGGACACACGGUUUCUGAGGGAUAUUUUUUUAAUCCUACAUUUCUUUAUCUGAUGUGUUUUGUGAUUUCUGUCUGAUUGGUUGAUUGAUUUGAUCAUUUCUAUUGAUUGUUCGGGUCAGCUUUUGAUACUCGGACAAUAUUUAAUUUUAUAUAGAUCUAAUUUUGUUUGACAAUAAAAAAAACACAGAAUAUCUUCAGAAUCAUAGUUUAAUGUUUUAUGUUGAACUUCCCACUGUCGUGUGGUUUGGGUAUUGAUCAGAUAUUGGUUUGCUGUGAUCAGGAUGUGAUUUUUUUCAUGUAUCAGUUCAGUGUUGUUGAUGAAGAUUAAAUAUUGUUUUAAUUUAAUAUUGAUUGAUGUCGUCUUUCUUCGUGGUUGAUCAUAUAGUGAUUGAUCAGCUAUUUAUUUAUCUUUACUCCUGAUGUUUUUGUUUCUUGUAAAGGUAAACGCCCCCUGGCGGCGGCUUAACGCCUCAAAAACGCUGACAGAAUCAGCCAAUCAGAGAAGACGCUCUAGCGCUUUUCCUUUGAUUGACGGGGACCCCGGCCAAUGGCAGUGCGCCUGCGCAGCUGGCAGUGUGGUGGGAGGGCGGAGCGAGGCGCUGCUCGGCAGCACAGCGGAAGAAAAUGGCGGCCGUGGCUGCAGAGCCAGGAGCUGCGGCGGUUCCAACAACAUCAACCGCGGCGACGGACGACGAGGGAUCGCCAGAACCGGGCCCGGGCUGCUCGGGACUCCCAGGAGCCCCGCUGGAGUCCGACGGGUCGCAGGAGUCUGGCCCGGCCGUGGAAGCUGGUCGUCCCCCGGGUGGAGGAUGGUGGUGACGGGGAGGAGCGCCGCCAUGUCAGGCCGGAGAUGGAGCCCGCGGCGGGAAAAGCUCUCUGUGAAAACAUUGUUGCCGACGAGCUGAUCAGUAACUUCCAGGUGGACCGGAUCAGCAUGGACCGGUUCUCCCCCGGACUACCAGGUGAUCCAGAGGGCGGCGGGAAUGUGUCGGUGCAGGCGGUGUACCGCAGCAUCCUGCCGGACCCGCAGCCCUCCGCCGUCUUCCUGCACUCCUUCCCGGCUCCGCCGCCCGUCACCGAGGCCGGUCUGUCUCUGGCCGAACCAGCGGAACCGACCACCAACGUGACGACGGACCGGGCCGAGACGGCGGGUCGAGACAGGGGAUACACGGUUCUGGUUCAACCGGAGCUGAGGCCCGGGCCCGCGGAGGACGCCAUGUUGGACGGUAACGCAGACCGGCUGUCGCUCCCGGUCAGCCUGGACGGCCCGGACCCGGACACCGGGUACGGUAAAAACUCAGCGGGGGCUGAGGACCAGGCGAGCCGCGGCCUGCGGGACUCGUCUCCGCCCUGCCGGUCCCCCAAGAGGCGGCUGAUGACGGACACCGUGAAGCACGAGAAAACCGCAGCUGAGGACUCCUCCCGGCCCGAACCCGGACCCGAACCCGGUGUCGGUGCUCCCCCGCUCGCCGCCUUCCAGGAUCUGAGCCCCGGGUCUGAGGUCCGGGUCUCCCUGGACCACGUCAUCGAUGACGCGCUGGUGGUGUCCUUCCGGCUGGGGGAGAAGGUUUUCUCCGGGGUGCUGAUGGACGUUUCUAAAAGGUUCGGACCGUACGGGAUUCCCAUCACAGUGUUUCCAAGACGGGAUGAUCGGAGUCGGCCUCAGAUGUCUCUACAGUCAGAGCCCGUUACCAACGAUGACCCGUCUACCAAACAGGAAGAGGUCACCGUCAGUCCCCCACCUCCUCUUCCUCCUCACCCCUGGACCUCCAAACCACCACCGCUGUUCCAGGAAGGGGCGCCAUAUCCCCCUCCUCUGUUCAUCAGGGACACCUACAACCAGGCCUUACCUCAGCCACCGCCACGCAAGAUCAAACGGCCAAAGCGGCGCUAUCGCUGUGAGGAACCAACCUCCAUCAUGAAUGCCAUCAAGCUCCGCCCUCGCCAGGUGCUCUGUGACAAGUGCAAAGGUGUGGUGGCUUCAGGUGGGCAUAGGGAGGCACGGCGGGGCCCGGUGGAUCUGAGGGGCGAGGAGGCAUCUCGGCGGCGGAGGCCAGCUGAAGGGCCGAUCUCCUCUGAGGUCAAACGACUGAGGGGCGACGACAAGGGAGGACGACCUGCCACCGACAGACGGUCAUCAUCAGGGAUCUGUGUGUCAUCUUCUUCAUCAUCUUCCUCCCGCCGUGUUCUAAGGGGCGUGGCUUCAUCUUCAUCAUCGUCAGCGUCAUCCUCAUCAAGUCGCAUGCGUCUGAAGCUGAACUCUAAGAAGGGUCUGGCCAAAGGUUCUGCCGGCGAUCGCUCCAAAGCGCGGCAGGUUCUCAAGAAGCUGGCAAGGAGCUCGCAACCGCAGCCUCAUCGACGGCCGAAAGACCAGAGCCAGAGUCAGACCCAGAGCCAGGACCACACCAAGGCUGUGACCCGAGCUGCUGCCUUGCAGAACCACAACCAGAAGGUCCACUUCACCCGUCGCCUGCAGCAUCUCACAGGCGCCGCCGUCACUUCGAGCUCCCACACGGCGCUGCCGCCCAGAAUGCGCCUCAAACCCCAAAGGUAUCGUACCGAUGACAGCCAGGCAUCCUCCUCCUCCCCGCCCAAACAGAGCGCUCGCUCAUCACCUCCCAAACCCGCUUUAAGCCCCGCCCCCAUACACGACUCGGUCCCGCCCACUGCCCCACCACCUCUCUCAACCACAGAUUCUCCCCCAGCACCUCCCCCCUUCUCUUGUGCAGUCAGUGUUUCCAUGGAGACACAGGAGGUCCGCCCUGCGGUAGAGGAGGAGACGUGUCAGGGAGGGGGAGGAGAUGAGGGGCAGGUAGUGGAGCCUCCUCCCCCUCCAUCCUCCUCUGCUUCCUCCCUGGACUCGUCCCACUCAGAGUGCAGCUCCACAGAGACCUUUGACCCUUCUCCUCCUGGAGACCCGCCCUGCUUCUCCUCUCCCCCUGCCCCUGCUCCUCCUCCGUCCUCCCCUUCAGGGCCUCAGUGCCCCCCGUCUUCCUCCCUCGUCACUCCUCCUCCCAGAGCAGACAGUGAGGAGACGCAGGCCGGCGGUGAGGAGGAAGAGGAGGAGGGAGGUGAACUGAAGCGGCGCCGUAAGUCUUCCACAUCCUCCUCCUCCUCCUCCUCCUCCUCGUCUUCCUCCGUCUUCUCCAAGUCGGUGUCCAAGUGUUCGCUCCCCGACGGUCGGACCGUGUGCGUUGGCGACAUCGUCUGGGCUAAGAUCUAUGGUUUUCCUUGGUGGCCGGCUCGUGUGCUCGGCAUUACGGUGGCGCGGCGCGGCGACACAGGGCUGGCAGUCCGGCAGGAGGCGCGAGUCUCCUGGUUUGGCUCCCCCACCACUUCCUUCCUGCCAUUAGCCCAGCUGUCACCCUUCCUGGAGACCUUCCAGUCUCGCUUUGACAGAAAGAGGAAGGGACCGUACCGCCGUGCCAUCGCUGAGGCCGCCAGCGCUGCCAAACAGCUAACGCCUGAAGUCCGAGCGCUGCUCACGCAGUUUGAAACGUAGCAUCUGCUACUGUUAACACAUACCCCCACCCCCCGCCCCUCCCACCCCCACUGCCCUGUCCUGCCCCCCCCAGGUAGUGGGAGGAGCUUGUCCCCACCCCCUUCCUGGACAGAUUCUUGUCUGUCUGACAGAGACUGACGCAGACGGACGGACGAUGUUUCUGUUUCUGUUCUUCCUGUUUAGAGGAGGGGGCGGAGCUUCUGGGUUACCAGUCAGUGUUCAAGGGUGGGGUCAUGGUUUACCUCUGCAGGCUCCUCCCCCUGUGUUCGCAGGUGUCAGGUGUCCGUCAGCAGCAGCAUUUUCACUCGCAAUCGAGUCACAGCGUCGUCUAUGGGUUGUUAAAGGGACAGUCCACCAAAUUUACACGUCAUCAGUGAACAAGAAAAUACCCCUGCUCAUGUCACAGUGAGGUCAUCAGUCUGCAGUUCACCAGGCAGGCAGACACGAUGCAGGUGCAUUAUGGGAAAUGUAGAAUCCAGUAUUUCCGGAGCUAAAGCUAGGAGUUUGAUUGGUUUGUUGAUGAAAAUGAAAUCACUGCAGAACACGGUGUGACGAACGCAGCCUGCUGAUUGGCUGAUAGACAAUGACAUCACAGCGUCUCACAUCAACAAUCAGAAAGCAACAGAAGUGAAUCAAUAAUGUAAAAUAAACACUAAGCUAACAGUCUCAGCUAGCCUCUGCUAUACUGGACACAGAGAUUAUUGAUUGAUAAUCGAUUGAUUUAAUUGAUCAAAACGUCAACAUCAAAACAUUUCUUUCUGCUGUUCAUGAGUUUUGGUUUGAUAAUGGUUCAGUCCAGUCCGAUGGCAGUGUGAAACGCUGAUGUCACUUCCUGUUUUGAGGCGCUAGCUCUGACUGAAAACCUUUAUUUUUAAAGACGCUUCGUUCUGUUCAAAGAUAUCGAUAUAAAAAACUGUGAAUCACAAAGUGUUGUUCAAACUGAGGCCGGAGGUCCCAAACAGAGUCAGAGUGGUCUGGACUGGUUUUUAGUCCUGCACCAGAUCAGGUCCAGAUUUUUUGGAGGUUUUAAUCAGAGUUUUCAGACCAGGAUCCUGGAACAUUCCUGAAUUCAUCAGAGUGUUUAUGUUUGAUCAGUCAUACUCUGAUCACUAAUCAAACGUAUUGAUCCUCAGUUUACCCGUCGCCCCUCAGGGUGUUUCUGCUGCUGUCUGACCGUGCCAUUUAUUUAAGACUUUUAAUUUGAAGGUCAGAGAUGUUUUAUGGAGACGACGUCUCACUCGCUCUGUGUGUUCGACCCCCAAGCCUCAGUUUAUCGACAGACAGACGGACAGGUAGGACAGGUUGGACAGGUAGGACACACUGACUGUUAGACAGGAAAGCUGCUCUGCUCUUUGAUGAUGAUGAUGAAGGUGGAUUUUCCCUCUCUGCUGUUUGUAGUUGCAGCUGUCAGACUCUUUACCGUCUGUUUGCAGAUCAGAGAUUCUGAACUAAAACCUGUUUGGACAAUGAAACGGAAACAGACUAAAACCAGAAUCCGUCUGAGAGUCGACCUGUGUACAUGUUUUUUUUCUGAUGUUCUAUUAAUAAACUGUCAAACUUC
Molecule: messenger RNA, 6586 nt
Organism: Lates calcarifer (barramundi perch)
Lineage: Eukaryota; Metazoa; Chordata; Actinopteri; Centropomidae
Gene: pwwp2a
Product: PWWP domain containing 2A
Exons: 2
Coding region: 2071-5025 (984 amino acids)
Cellular component (GO): nucleus
Molecular function (GO): histone binding; chromatin binding
Source: RefSeq, a predicted model, not a curated record